AUGCUUGCUCACCUACACAACCGUGCCAAUGGCACCACUCCCCUACCCACAAAACAAGAGAUGCCCCCCAAGCCGAUCGGCUCAGUUGCUCCGCCGGCCAACCCAGUAGUCAAUCCCCACCCUCCCAAUCAGGUUCCGGUUAAUAACACCCCCACCCAAUCCGCUAAUAGAGGUGGUCCCGCCGUCGAUGCGACUCAUCCACCUGCACCUGUCGCCUCUACAGAUCCCCACCCUUCGGGCUUACCCCCAGUAGCUGCCCCCGCUACAGCCGUUGUGUCACACCCUACCACGACGACGGCUUCUGCUCUUCCCUUGGAAACAAAUUCUGCGAAAUUACCAACGGUUAGUACUCCUACUGGGCUAGCAGGUUCGAGGUCCGUCUGGGAGGCGAACAGACCUGAUAAUAACUUUGGUGGUGCGAGGCCCAUUCAGCAACAUAUUUCUACGGGGAUGAUUGUGGCCAUUGGGGUCAGCUCCAUUGCGAUCGCUCUAAUGUUCUUGAUCUUGUUGAGGUUUUUCUUCAAACGGUUGCGCAAUAAAACGGAGGAGCAACCCGCCGACGAUACGUUUAUCGUCAUUCCAUCAACUGCAUUCCUCGACCAUCCGAAGAAUCAGGAGAUGGGCGGCGUCGGCGCUUCACCUAUGAUAAAUCGUUCAGCUUCCACUUCAUCCGUCCGAAGCAAUAUGUCAUUCACAAAACCUCAAGAACAAUCACUUCUCCAUUUUACCAAUCCCUACAGCGAGUUCAGUGGCUCAUCCAACAAGGCCAGCCAAGCCAAUCAACCUCAUGCGAUGGAAUUCCUAGACCCCACGGGCAUGGGCACCCCUUUCACACAGACACAGUCCAAAGGAUGGGAUGGGAGCCGCCCCGCACAAGGGACUCAUUCAUACUAUUAA
Molecule: messenger RNA, 897 nt
Organism: Puccinia triticina
Lineage: Eukaryota; Fungi; Basidiomycota; Pucciniomycetes; Pucciniales; Pucciniaceae
Exons: 1
Coding region: 1-897 (298 amino acids)
Source: RefSeq, a predicted model, not a curated record